Tripterygium wilfordii is the source of this 1443-nucleotide messenger RNA. RefSeq lists its product as uncharacterized. Lineage: Eukaryota; Viridiplantae; Streptophyta; Magnoliopsida; Celastrales; Celastraceae. The transcript has a single exon. The coding region runs from base 159 to 1220 and encodes 353 amino acids. The record is from RefSeq and is a predicted model, not a curated record.
AACAGAUGGUAAAGAGAACAUCAGAAUAAAAGGUACCAAAAGCAAAAUUAAAGCUGUCAACUACUUCCUUAAAAAUACCCCCUAACCCUAAAACACAUUACACUUUCAUCAUCCAACUUAAAGCUCUCAGAGAAAAGAAACUAAACCAGAGGAAACACAUGAAAGGAAGAGAAGGCAAAGGAGCUGCUCCACCAGCUGAUCUACUGGUUUGUUUUCCUUCUCGAGCCCAUUUAUCAUUGAUGACGCCGAAGCGCAUUUGCAGCCCAGCAAGGCCGUCAGACCCCAACAAGCGCUACCACCACCACCACCACCACAAUCAUCAGUUGAGGAAAUCAGGAACCAGAGGCAGUGGUGCUGGUCAAGCGAGUCCUCUGUUAUGGGCCAAAAACAAGCAGAUUGGGUCAGAGAUCUCUGAGCCCACAUCUCCGAAAGUCACAUGUGCUGGGCAGAUCAAAGUGAGGCCCAAGUCCAGUGCUUGCAAGAGCUGGCAGUCCGUAAUGGAAGAAAUUGAGAGAAUUCACAACAGGAGGAAACACAAGAAGAGAUCAAAUUGGGUUGAGUCACUCGGAUUCAAGAAGGAGAUAAUGCAAUUCUUGACGUGCUUGAGAAGUAUUCGAUUCGAUCUUCGCUGUUUCGGUAAUUUUCCUCGAGCAGAUAUCACGAGUGAUGAUGAUGAAGAUGAUUGCCAAGAAGAAGAAGUUGACGAUGAUUUUCAUGAAAGCAAUGUAAAUGUCGAGGGAAGUGAUGGGAGUAGUGAGAAUUCAAGAACAGUCUUCUCUAAAUGGUACAUGGUGCUACAGGAAAAUCAGGGAAAUGGGUUUUGCAAGGAAGAGAUAAAACAGAAGAAAUCUUUUGAGGAAUCUGCAGAGUCUAUCAGUGCAAGCUCUGUCCCUCCUCCAAAUGCUCUGUUGCUUAUGAGGUGUAGGUCUGCUCCUGCGAAGAGUUGGCUAGAAGAGAAAGAACAAGAAGUAGACGAGGAAACUGAAGAAGAUAAAGAAAAUGAAGAAGAAGAAGAAGAAGAAGAAGAAAUGAAAGAAGGGAAGAAAAGCAGGAAUUUAAGGUCAUUAAUGGAAGAAGAGAAGAUAAACAACAAAGAGAACUUGGUGGUGAUGAGGUACAACACUGAUUUCUACAAACUUUCAUCUGAUAUUGCAAAGGAAACAUGGGUCGUUAGUGGAAUGAGAGACCUAUUGUCAAGAAGUCGAAGUUCGAAGAGAUGAUGAUUUGUUUUCAUUACGUCCUUUUUUCUUUCUUCUGUUUGUCAGAUUUUCCCCCAUGAAAUGUUGAGUUCUUGUGAGGGAACCAGAUCGGAUCGGAUCCCAAUAAACAUUGAACACUAGCUUAUAUAUAUAUUUUUAUACUUUUUCUGAUAUGAUUUGAGGUACUUGUAUAACAUGUGUACAGUCUUUGUUUAGAAAAGAUUUUGCUCCUCUUCCGAUGUGC